This is a messenger RNA of Anastrepha ludens (Mexican fruit fly), 640 nucleotides long. Its product is annotated as dynein light chain Tctex-type protein 2B. The record is from RefSeq and is a predicted model, not a curated record. Bases 95 to 544 code for a protein of 149 amino acids. Gene Ontology annotation, molecular function: dynein intermediate chain binding. Gene Ontology annotation, cellular component: cytoplasmic dynein complex; cytoplasm. Gene Ontology annotation, biological process: microtubule-based movement. The transcript is spliced from 4 exons. NCBI's taxonomy places the organism in Eukaryota, Metazoa, Arthropoda, Insecta, Diptera, Tephritidae.
UAUUUACUGUGACUCGUUUUGAACAAGCUUUCAUUUUUAUAUUUUCUGGGCUUAUUUUGAAGUAUUUCAACUAACUCUACCAUUUAAAAGCAUCAUGGAAACAACAUCCGAAAAACGUGGUUCACUCAAAUUAUCAUCCGGGCGUAGAACAAGUGGUGCAUUCACAGUUCCCCAAGCGCGGCCAGUUUUAAAAUACUUACCCACAUAUCGUCUAGAUCCGAAACUCCCGCUAAAUAAGGAGGUAUGCGAGAAAAUCAUUCAAACGGUGAUGGACGAUGCAUUUGAAAACUUUAUAUAUUCGCCAAAACAAUCGCUGACACUAUGCGCACAAAUUAGCGAAGAGAUCAAGAAUCGUGUUAAAUCGCAACACUAUGAUCGAUACCGUUAUGUUUGCAUUGUAAGCAUUGGUGAGAAAAUAAUGCAAGGCUACUGUUCAUUGGUCAACUUCCUUUGGGAUGCAGAAAAAGACGGUUACAUUUCUUACGUAUAUGAUACACCAAAAUUUUGGGGUAUCGCUACACUUUAUUAUCUGUAUUAUGAUUGAAUGCAGUCAAUUUAGAAUACUAAACAAUAUUGGUGAUUGAUGCUUGUAAUAUAUUUUAUAAUUUAAUUACAAAAAUAAACGGAUUUCGAUUUAAAA